AUGAACACCGACCGCCCCGAGCUGGGGUCUCCGGAACAGUCGUCCUUGUCCCAGCAACAGCAGCAACACACACAGCAACACACACAGCAACACACACAGCAACACACGCAGCAACAACAACCUGUGGUGGGACAGUCCAUACCCCCAUCAUCCAAUGUGUCACAACAGCAACAGCAACAGCCGCCGAUAGUACCGACUCCACAACCGCCGCUGCCACUAACAACGCCAACAGAGCCUCCCCUGCAUAGCUCAUAUAGCAACUACUUUCGACCCUACACGUCUUCAGGAGUGGUAGGUGGCCCGCCGGCCUCCACCUCGCCCUAUCGCAACUACUCCAUGACCCGCUACUCGUCCACGCCCUACAUGAUGAGCCAGACAACCUCCACCCAUCUGCCCAACCCCCAGACAUACUAUCAUGAGAGUGCCUUUGGCAGUCUUGGAGACAAGGACAUGGACGUUGGAGGAGUGACCAACACGGUAGCGUCAUCGUCGGGCACCAAGAAUGAGUUCCGCGUGGCGCCCAUGCGCAAUUCAAAGGCCAAGUUCACGGCGGACGACGAUGAACUCCUCAUCGAGCUCAAGGAAAACCAAAAGUACUCGUGGAAGAGGAUAGCGCAGCAUUUCCCUGGACGCACGCCUGGCGCUCUACAGGUGCGAUAUUGUACCAAGCUACGCAAAAAGUCCCAGAACUGGACGUCGGAGGACUUGAAGGAUCUCACCAAGGCGGUACAGGACUACCACAAUGAAAAAUGGCACAUUGUCGCGCAGAAGAUGGACAACAAGUUCACCUCCAAUGCGUGCAGAGAACAAUACGAGUUGUUGACCAGUGCCACCAGGUGGCAGUAG
Yarrowia lipolytica CLIB122 is the source of this 846-nucleotide messenger RNA. RefSeq lists its product as uncharacterized. NCBI's taxonomy places the organism in Eukaryota, Fungi, Ascomycota, Dipodascomycetes, Dipodascales. The record is from RefSeq and is a predicted model, not a curated record. Gene Ontology annotation, molecular function: RNA polymerase III type 3 promoter sequence-specific DNA binding; RNA polymerase II cis-regulatory region sequence-specific DNA binding. Gene Ontology annotation, biological process: snRNA transcription by RNA polymerase II; snRNA transcription by RNA polymerase III. Gene Ontology annotation, cellular component: snRNA-activating protein complex.